Molecule: messenger RNA, 2006 nt
Organism: Salvia miltiorrhiza (redroot sage)
Lineage: Eukaryota; Viridiplantae; Streptophyta; Magnoliopsida; Lamiales; Lamiaceae
Exons: 4
Coding region: 234-1763 (509 amino acids)
Source: RefSeq, a predicted model, not a curated record
UAAUUUCAACCAUCUCACAAAACCUCCCACACCAAGAAACAAAAUCCUCACACUAAUUAAAUAAAAAUUAAUUACAAACCCAAUUCUUGACCUAUUAUUAUUAUAACUCGACAAACAAACUCUUUUUCACUCACCUAAUUUCAAUUUUCUUGCAUGCCUCAACAAAUCCUUCAAUUCCUAUAAUAAUUAUAUUUACUCUCUCCCUCUCUCAAAAAAACAAAAACAAAUAAUUGAUGGAAUUCUUCACAAAGACUCCCGCCGUGAGGCUGAAGAGCCACCUCAACAAAUACCUAGCCGCCGACGACGACCAAUCGUCGACGCGGCAGAGCCGCCGCGGCGACGCGCGGCGGGCGCGGUGGCUGGUGGAGCUCGUGGACACGAACCCGCACGUCGUCCGCCUGAAGAGCUGCCACGGCGGCUACCUCACGGCCGCCGCCGAUCCGUUCCUCCUCGGCGCCACCGGCCGCAAGGUUCUGCAAACCCUACCGGAAAAUCCGGCGAAGGAAUUGGCGAUCGAGUGGCAGCCGAUCAGGGAUGGCUUUCAGGUGAAGCUCAGGGCGGCGCUCGGCGGCACGUACCUGCGGGCGAACGGCGGCACGCCGCCGUGGCGGAACUCGGUGACGCACGACGGCGCGCACGGCGGCGGAUGGGUGGUGUGGGACGUGGAGGCGGUGGAGGUGGCGGAGGAGGCGGAGUACUGGUCGAUGGUGUCGAGCUUCUCGUCGGUGACGGAGGAGAUCUCGGGUCUGGACAUCGGGUACGGGUUCGAAUCGCCGGUUUCGGUGCGGAGUUUCGCCGCCUCGCCGUCGCCGUCGCCGCGGUGGUGGUCAAUGAAGAAGAAUCAUCACCAUCUCCUCUCGAUCGGCCCACGGAUGUCGGCAAUGGACUUGUUUCAGAACGCGAAGGCGGUGCGGCUGAAAGGAUCGCACGGCAAGUACCUCGUGGCGGAGGACGACGAGGUAUCCGUCACGCAGGAGCGCAGCGGCGCCUCCAAAUCGGCGAAAUGGGCGGUCGAGUUCGUCGAGAGCUCCGACACCAUAAUCCGGCUGAGGAGCUGCUACGGCAAGUACCUGACGGCGUCGAACCAGCCGUUUCUGCUCGGGAUGACGGGGCGCAAGGUGCUGCAGACGCUUCCGCCGCGCCUCGACAGCUCCGUCGAGUGGGAGCCGAUCCGGGAGAACGGCGCCGUGAAGCUGAAGACGAGGUACGGACAUUUCCUGCGCGCCAACGGCGGGCUGCCGCCGUGGAGGAACUCGGUCACGCAUGAUAUUCCGCAUCGGACGGCCACGCAGGACUGGAUUUUUUGGGAGGUUCACGUUGUGGAGUUCCUGCCGCCGCCGCCUCCGCCGCAGAUCUCGGUGGCGAAGGAGGAUUGUUUCGCCUCUGACGCGACCUCGCCGACUACUAGCCAGUCGUCGAAAUCCGCUAGCUUCUCCAGACAAGAGUGGGAUGGUUCGCCUCCAAAGGCAAGCGACGGCAGGCUGAUCUAUUUCCACGUAGCCGAUGAGUAUGGCGAAGUCGAGAAUGAGUUCGAGGAGCUCUGCAUUGCAUUCAAGGGCUUCCAAGUGAGUGAACUGGCGAGCAGGCUGGAGGACGAGCUGGGAAUCCCCGGCCUCACCGUCUGCACCAAAAGCCCGUUGAACGGGAAGCUCUACCCUCUCCGCCUCCACCUCCCUCCCAACAACGCCACUAUGCACGUUAUCGUGCUCCCCCCUUCAUCAAAAGUUAGCGAAGAUUCGGAGAAGACGGCGACAGUAUUGUAGAAGGAAUUCAGAAACCCUAAACAGUUUUGCUUCGACGGUCGAAUGUAUUUGUUCAACCUGUGUUUGAUAGUUCAACCUCGGAAGAUGACAACAAAAUGCAUCAAGAUUUUUGGUUCGUAUAAAAGUAACACAAGGUAAUAAAACUGUAAGUGUACUUGCUAGUUUCUUAUGUAUUUAUGGUUAUAAAAUACAUGUGCCAAUAAUCCCACGGUUGGAAUAGGACAUGAAAUAGAGGAUUGAGUC